CCUUCAGCGUGCACACAUACGGUGCAGCAGUGCAGACUGUUCUGGGUGCUAUGGCCUAUGACAGGUACGUUGCAGUAUGUGAGCCGCUCAGGUAUCAUGCCAUCAUGACUUCGGCUCGGCUGCACACCUGCUGCGCUCUGGCCUGGAUCGUUGCCCUGCUGCUUAUUGCGGUUCUCUUUGCCUUCCAUUUAAAUGUCCCACUGUGUGGACAAAGGAUCGAUCACGUCUACUGCAGCAACCGUGGCAUCCUCAACCUGGCCUGCAUUCCCACUCCCACAAACAACAUCUACGGUCUUGCCAUGACCUGGACUUUGAGUACAGGAAUCUUCAUCAUCAUUGCUUUUUCCUACAUCCAAAUCCUGAGUGCUUCUGUAAAACAAGGUAGAAAUGAUAAGAGUGUCCGCAUCAAAGCAGUUCAGACAUGCACACCUCACCUUGUUGUUUAUGUCCUGUAUGAGAUCGCUUCACUGGUCAUCAUUGUGAGUUACAGGAGUAUACUGCUUUGGAUGGAGAACAAAACCACGGUCACUCCUCUCACACAGCCGAUUGUGUUUGAGCUAGAAGGCUUCGAUGUACCACCAGGCUACGGCCCUUUCCUCUUCUUCUUGGCUCUGUUUGCCUACAUCGUGGUGCUGCUGGGGAAUGUCUGUGAUCUGCUGGCGGCCACUGCAGUGCUGCCUCGCCUCAUGAUACACUUCCUGAUGGGCCAGAAGAGGAUCGCCUACAUCUUGGCCAUCGCUCAGGCCUUCAGCGUGCACACAUACGGUGCAGCAGUGCAGACUGUUCUGGGUGCUAUGGCCUAUGACAGGUAUGUUGCAGUAUGUGAGCCACUCAGGUAUCACGCCAUCAUGACUUCGGCUCGGCUGCACACCUGCUGCGCUCUGGCCUGGAUCGUUGCCCUGCUGCUUAUUGUGGUACUCUUUUCCUUCCAUAUAAAUGUCCCACUGUGUGGACAAAGGAUCAAUGGUGUCUGCUGCAGCAACCGUGGCAUCCUCAACCUGGCCUGCAUUCCUACGCCCACAAACAACAUCUACGGUCUUGCCAUGACCUGGACUUUGAGUACAGGGAUCUUCAUCAUCAUUGCUUUUUCCUACAUCCGAAUCCUGAGUGCUUCUGCAAAACAAGGCAGAAAUUAUAAGAGUGUCCGCAUCAAAGCAGUUCAGACAUGCACACCUCACCUUGUUGUUUAUGUCCUGUAUGAGAUCGCUGCAGUCAUUAUCAUUGUGAGCUACAGGUUUCCCUCCCUCUCCCAAAACAUACGGAGGUUUUUCAGCAUUGUGACUAUGAUUCUUCCUCCAGCAAUCAACCCCAUCAUCUACGGCCUGGUCAGCAAAGAAUUACGCUCCAGCAUCAUUAAACAUUUCCCCACCAAGGUCCAUCCCAAAAGCUAACACACUCACGCAGUGAGUCAUUAUAGUCACUGUUAUGGUGGUAGGACAGUAGCUUGUGAUAAUGAGAAUGUUGUAAAUAAUGUG
This is a messenger RNA of Melanotaenia boesemani (Boeseman's rainbowfish), 1475 nucleotides long. Its product is annotated as olfactory receptor 2K2-like. The transcript is spliced from 7 exons. Gene Ontology annotation, biological process: G protein-coupled receptor signaling pathway. Gene Ontology annotation, cellular component: membrane. The record is from RefSeq and is a predicted model, not a curated record. The coding region runs from base 51 to 1391 and encodes 446 amino acids. Gene Ontology annotation, molecular function: olfactory receptor activity. Lineage: Eukaryota; Metazoa; Chordata; Actinopteri; Atheriniformes; Melanotaeniidae.